Diuraphis noxia (Russian wheat aphid) is the source of this 1829-nucleotide messenger RNA. RefSeq lists its product as uncharacterized. Lineage: Eukaryota; Metazoa; Arthropoda; Insecta; Hemiptera; Aphididae. Gene Ontology annotation, molecular function: serine-type endopeptidase activity. Gene Ontology annotation, biological process: proteolysis. The record is from RefSeq and is a predicted model, not a curated record.
UYUCGUGACCAACGGUCAGUUGCACUGAUUGCCGGCAUCACAGCSGGUCGUAGUGCGAAAUCGUUUUGCCGUCGCCGUCGCAUUUCGAUWCAAACGCUGUCGCCGUCAUCACCAUCAUUUAUAAUAUUACUACGAUUCAAAGGCCGCACCGYCCUGUGCAGACAGUAUUAAGAGAAACCGUCCACGACGAUGAAGUCUUCCGGGCCGGAUCGGCCAGAUGAGCAGCGACCAUCUCGUAAUCAUUACCGYCUGUCUCUGAGGCUGCAGAUCACCACCGUCUUAUUGCUGCUCUUGUACUUUAUCUCUCCGACCUUGUCCCUGAGGAAUGAAGUGUACCGCGAGACAUACACAGACGACGCGGUCAUACUCGAAGCAUAUCCUGCAGAUGAGGGCCACGAUAUCAGUCACGACUAUGAUACGAUGAUGAGUAAUAGCGAUAGCGGCCUUCAAAGCGUCGACAAGUUAAGUACCAACAGGGCAUCGAGAACGAAAAGACAGGGUUCGUGGACGAUGGUGUCGGGUCCGUGUCUGACGAGCAGAGGCACAUUGGGCAAAUGCACRAGUUUUCGGGCGUGCUAUCCAUACAUUAAAGUACCAAACUUUCAGUACUGGGACUCGUGGAUGGCAGGAAUGUACGACGCGUGCACUUAUAUAAGUAUCGACCACAAACAGAUGUUUGGCGUAUGUUGCGAUCACCCGAGCUUCAUCGGAGAGAGUCACAAAGAAGAAGGAAUGAGACCACCCCCGUCGAUGGUAGUGCCACCGAAUUGGCCGCCGCCUUUGCCAACGCAUCCUCCGGACCAUACUAUUCCACCGAUUCCUACACAUCCUCCACAAACGCCACCACCAAUGCCUCCUCAGCAACCGGCUUUGCCACCAUGGCCUCCACAGCAACCAUCGAUACCGUCAUGGCCUCCACACGAUCAUCAAAAUUUCACUACUACUACCCCGMAAAACAAACCUACCACCUCUACCACCACCAGUACCACACCGUCUUAUGUCGACAAUAAUGAGGGGUAUGAUUUUCAAUGUGGGCUGAAAAAYGGUCCACAAGAUCAAGAGAGGAUUGUCGGUGGUCAAAACGCAGAUCCCGGAGAAUGGCCGUGGAUCGUAGCUAUAUUCAAUUCUGGCAGACAUUUUUGUGGAGGAUCUCUAAUCGAUGACACACACGUGUUGACAGCAGCACAUUGCGUUGCUCACAUGAGUUCAUGGGACGUGGCUCGUUUGACAGCAAACCUCGGAGACUACAAUAUCAAAAGCAAAUCUGACGURAAACAUUUAGAGAGAAAAAUCAAAAGAGUCGUUCGGCACAAAGGAUUUGAUCAAAGAACACUGUACAACGAUAUCGCGCUUCUGACUCUGGAUAAACCAGUGAAGUUUGAUAAACAAGUACACCCAAUAUGUUUGCCGACGAGCAGAUCUAUGUACGCGGGACAGACGGCCACUGUCAUCGGCUGGGGUAGCUUGAGAGAGAGUGGACCACAACCAGCGGUUYUGCAGAAGGUCACCGUACCAGUGUGGACAAAUCAGGAGUGCAAGUACAAAUAUGGAAGCGCAGCCCCGGGCGGGAUCGUAGACCACUUCUUGUGUGCGGGUAAAGCAGCAAGAGACUCAUGCAGUGGCGACAGCGGAGGUCCUUUGAUGCUCAACGACGGUAAAUGGACCCAGGUGGGUAUUGUCAGUUGGGGAAUAGGAUGCGGAAAAGGCCAGUACCCAGGAGUAUACACAAGAGUUACAAGUUUUAUGAAUUGGAUUACAAAAAACUUGAAAACGUAAAUUGAUAUAAGCAUAGUAUUAUAUUUACCGUUAAUAAUCGUGUCUCGUAAAUU